Messenger RNA from Belonocnema kinseyi, 606 nucleotides. RefSeq lists its product as uncharacterized. Bases 1 to 471 code for a protein of 156 amino acids. The transcript is spliced from 3 exons. The record is from RefSeq and is a predicted model, not a curated record. Lineage: Eukaryota; Metazoa; Arthropoda; Insecta; Hymenoptera; Cynipidae.
AUGACAAAUGAACGUUUAACGAAACAAGUGUAUCAAGGUGUUCCUGGCCAAACGGUAGGCAAAACAAGAAUAGUCCGAAUUAUAGAAGAACACAAAGUAGUAACCCUACCGGAACCUGUUGACACUGUUAUUUCAAAAUCAUUCGAAUCAGUUUGCAGCUUGAGAGGUUUCGAUGCAGAGUUAAAAGUAUUAAUGGAUUAUUCUGUCAGAGUAGCCGGCAGAAUUAACACCAAAUUAUGGGAUAAGAAAUUAAAACUAAGAAAUCUUUUAACACCGAUUUGCAGAGAAAAUAUAAAACUUAGAUUAAUGGUGGAAGGUUUGAUAAAAAAAGUCUGCAAUUCGAAAGCACCACGGGCAAAAAUUGUGCAACAAAUUAUUAACCAGACUUGUAGUAGCUUGGUUCCCGCAGUGAUUAUAGGCUGGUGGAAAGGUAUGGCAGCAGAAAUCCCUAACCAUGCAGAUGUUGAAUGAUGUGGAUCUGUUGGACUUUUUGACAGAAUUGUUGAAACUUAGGCAGCAACUAGCGCUUUUAAAAAAGAUAAUCCUUAUAAUGUUUAUUUUUGUAAAAUUAGGAUAACGUGACAGCCAUGAUUUCGGCAUUUAUUC